AUUUCCCAGUGUGCUUUGGGCAAGAAGAACCAGCGGGGAGGAGAGGGCGGCAAGAGCAGCAGCUGUGCGGAGCUCGCGGUUAUGGCCGGCUCGAUGGCGUCGUUGCUCCAGCAGCGGCGGUGCCUCUACAAGGGUUCCCGAGCCCCGCCUUGGAAGGAGACCUACCGGCAGCGCUGCGUGGAGAGGUUGAAGAACAGCCGGGCCAGACUCUUGGACCGAUACCGCCAUGUGGGAGAGAACGCUGCUGCUGGUGGAGGAACAAGGAGCUCCCUUCUGGUUCAGGAGGUGAUGGAGGUUGAGUGGCAGGCCUUGCAGUCGGUAGACACAGAACUGCCGUCCCUCCGGAAGAAAGAUACUUCUCUCCAUGUUCUGGAAGACUCCAGUGAACUAGCAGUGUUGGAGGAAAUCCAGAAAGAGCUGAUUUUGCAAGAACAGCUGGCUAUAGAGGAAUAUGAACAAAGCCUUCGGUUUGAUGAGGAGUGCCUCAAUGCGAUGCUCGAGGGCUUAGAUGCUGAACCCAAGGUGAUCUGCCCAGUUUGCCAAAGGAAUAACCUCACCGUGAUGAGCCACGUGGUCACCUGUACCUGCGGACUGUGCAUCAGCACACAGGGGAUGACUGAAGAGAUGCUUCAGUCGCUGCUAGGAGACGGGGUAACGGAGCACAGCCAGCACUGUCAGCACAGUCCUGAAUUUUCUGUAACUAGUGGGAUGGAUGGAGAAACUAACCUUCUCAUGAGUUGCCAGGUAAACUUCAAUUCUGUGAGCUCCCUGAUGAAGAGAUGCUCUGCUUCAAACUGGAUCUUCCAUCCAUUGACUCACAGUGGGGAUAUUCUCUCAGUUACCUUAAAUAACAUGAGCCAAAUUAAGUGCACUCAAAGAGCAGGAUAUAUGCCACAAUUCCAUCCUGCCCUUCUUCCAAGGAGCUUAAAUUGGCAGGUGUUUCUUCACUCAUGGUAUCCUUACAACAGCUCUGCAAGGUAGGCUAGCCUGACCAUGUCAGUCUAUAUAAGACUGGCCCAAAAGCACUAUGAGCUUCAUGGCUGGGGUGGGGGAACCCAGAUCUCUUAUCUCUCCAGACAUAGCAUAGUACCAUCAUCUAACAGUAUUGGCCUCUUUCCCUUUACAAGAAUGAAACCUUUUGUUAGGAACCAACCACAACGACAGAAUGUCAUGCAAGCUUUCAAGCUCAAAGGAACUCUUCAUCAGAGUGGAUUUUACAAAACAGAAGGGUAGAAGGCAGAUUUCUCGGUGAUGUUAAGGUCUAAUCAUGCCGGGAUCCUUUAUGAGAUGCUAGCAGGCCCAAGUCGGUUGGUUCUCCAAGGAUAUUACAGAUUUUGUUGUUUCUGAAAUUAUUUUGGUUUAGUUACUUUUUUGUAAUGUACUAUAUCUGUGCAGGAGGGGAAAGGAAGCGUGGGGGGAGGUUGCUAUUUUAUUUAUUGAAGUGAUGUUAAAACUACUUGGAACAAUGAAUCAUCACUCUGUAGAGGUUGCAGUGGCAUUUGGCAACAUCUUAUCUGUAUUUUAAAAUAAUCCCAAUAA
Heteronotia binoei (common prickly gecko) is the source of this 1539-nucleotide messenger RNA. RefSeq names its product RPA interacting protein (gene RPAIN). NCBI's taxonomy places the organism in Eukaryota, Metazoa, Chordata, Lepidosauria, Squamata, Gekkonidae. Gene Ontology annotation, cellular component: PML body; nucleus. Gene Ontology annotation, biological process: protein import into nucleus. The transcript has 6 exons. The coding region runs from base 82 to 981 and encodes 299 amino acids. The record is from RefSeq and is a predicted model, not a curated record.